This is a messenger RNA of Pyricularia grisea, 213 nucleotides long. RefSeq lists its product as uncharacterized. The record is from RefSeq and is a predicted model, not a curated record. The transcript is spliced from 2 exons. NCBI's taxonomy places the organism in Eukaryota, Fungi, Ascomycota, Sordariomycetes, Magnaporthales, Pyriculariaceae. The coding region runs from base 1 to 213 and encodes 70 amino acids.
AUGCGGAGUAGAAGGUGGUCUUCAAAGUGGUUCAUUCCACAAAUAAGACAACAUCGGAGAGGAAGCCUCCUUGUGACCAAGACCUUGAACCACGGCUUUGUGGCCAUAAAUACCAUUUUAGGCGACCGCACCCGCGCACAACCAGAAUCUUCCUCAGUUGCUCUUGUUUUUUUCUGGGCCUGUCUUGCCUCGGCGAAUGGAAACCUUUGGUAG